UGCCUUAGACUCUCUUUUGUCUAUUUAGUUAAUGUUAAUUCAGAAUUACUGCUACAGUAUAUAUUUAUUUAGCAUAACAAAAUAAUGGAUGUCGCCAUUUUGAUGAGUAGUUUGUUCCUGGCAAUAUUUGUUCCACUAAACGUUGAAGCGUCCGAUUUUCUAUACCAUUCACCCAUGGAGGCGACUCAUAAACAGCAAUGGGUCGAUUCUCAUAACUAUUACCGCCGGAAUGUUAGCAAUCCUGCAGCCGCAAAUAUGAGACUGAUGACCUGGGAUGACGAACUUGCAGCCUUUGCUGAAGAUGUAGUGAAAACAUGCAAUGUCCAGCAUACUGUUUCCAGUGAUCUAAGAACAAGCGUUUUUUCAUACAUCGGGGAAAAUCUUUAUGCUGGAGAAGCAUAUUAUUUUAAUGAAAUGAUGGGAAAAAACGGAAUAGUGAAACUUUGGUAUGACGAGAUCAAGUACUAUAACUAUGUAACCGCUAGUUGUCAGUCUGGACAACAAUGUGGGCAUUACACUCAAAUCGUUUGGGCAGAAACAUACAAGGUUGGAUGUGCGAUAGGAAAAUGCAAAAACAUCGGAGGCGGAUAUGGAUCCAGCCUUGUCAGUUGCAAUUAUGGACCUGGUGGCAAUAAAGUAUUGGCAGGCGGCAGUGCUUUCAAACCAUACAUCAAAGGCACACCAUGUAGCCAAUGUGAGACAGGGGAUCUGUGUAUAGAUCAACUAUGCAAUAAUACAGCUAGAGAUGUUCCUUUCACAAUUGCGCCAACAAGUGCAGAAAAUAUCGUCACUACUGGUAAACUAGGUGAUACAACCCACGAUGGUAUAACUGCAAUUUACUCGACAACACAAUUGAUUGAGACGGUUCCAACUUCAAAUACUACAAUGGUGACUAGCACGGAAGGAAACAAUGGAACGGCAACUUCAUCUUCCGAUCGCGUUCAAGCCUCCCAGACUAGAAUUCUGAUGAUAUACUUGUUUCUCGCCGCCUGUUUCAGCAAAAUGUUUUAUCCUUAAACUUUACUGUUCCUUGCAUUUUUGAGAUGUUUCACAUGCAGUCUUCCAUUUUGUAUGCCUUAUGCCUGUUUAAGCUGCUGCUAGCUAGCUAGACAAUUUUCACUCCCAGAAAUGUUUUUCUUCACCUUACUAUUGAAAAAAAUAUUUUACGUUAUUUUUCAGAGCUUUUGCUAAUACCAGGCUGUUGAUCUCAAACCGUAUAAAUAUACGUGAUUUCAUUUAUUAAAGUGAAGCUUUUGCUGAAAUUGCUUCUCGUGAACUGUAAAGAGCUUGUAACAAACAUCGUCUAAUCUAAAACAAAAAUCAAACUUUUAUUUUUAGUUGCUAAUAUAAAAAUUGAGAAUAAUAUAAUUACUAAUAUUGUAAUAUGUUCAGCUUUUUAAAACUUUAGCAUUAUUUUGCCUAUUACUCAAUUUUACAACGGCCUCGCCAAUUUGUGCUGCUGGUUGUAAAUUUCCACGACCUUUGACCCCAGAGAGUUUUUUCAUUUACCUUACUAUUGCAAAAAAAUUUACUCCUUUUUUGUAGUGCUUUUUUAGGUUUGAAAGUAUCGAUAUCAAAUAUCGAGCUAUUUCAUUGCAGCAGUUUUUUUUUUCAUUUUGUAUAUGUUCUUAUAUCGUAUGAGCAUACCUGACUUUCAUUUAUUGAGGUGAAGCCUCUGCUGGAAUUGCUUUUUGUGAACUGUAAAAAACAUCGUCUUAAGACAAAAUUUAAACAUUUAUUUUUAGUUUCUAAUAUAAAAACUGACUACGAUAUAAAUACUAAUAUCGUAAUAUGUUGAGCUUUUCAGGACUUUACCUAAUUUUACAACGGCCACACCGAUUUGUGCUGCUUGUUGUAAAUUUCCAUGACCCUUGACCCCAAGAAGGUUUUCCCUUAACCUUACUAUUGCAAAAAAAUUACGCAGCUUUUGGAGUGCUUUUUCGAGAUUGAAAGUACCGAUAGAUGAUAUCGAACUAGUCUAUCUCAGCACUUUCACUUUUUAAUUGUGUAUGCUUGUCGUUGAUGAAAAUCUUGUUUAUCGUCCCCUAUUUCAACAAAUUAUUUCCUUGAUCUAUAUUGUUCCCUGUAUUGUUGAAACGUUUUAUUUGCAGUCUACUAUUCUGUGCGCUUGCGGUCACGCCUGUUCAAGCUGCUGCUCAUAGACAAUUUGUAGACAAUACGAUUACUAAUAUUGUAAUAAGUUGAACUUGAAAUACUUUAAAACUUUAGCGCUAAUUUCCACGACCCUUGACCCCAGGAAGGUUUCCCUUUACCUGACCCUUGCAAAAAAAUACGCUACUUUUGGAGUGCUUUCGCGAGUUUCAAAGUACCGAUAGAUGAUACCGAACUAGUCACAGCAUUUUAUCUUCUUCUUUAUGCUUUUAUACCGUAAAAGGACAUGUUGCCUAAUUGCCUUGUUUUUUAAAAAGCAACACCUUCCUUUGUUGGGGUAAAAGCAUUUGCAUAAAACUGUGAAGAGCUUUUAAAAAGCAUCGUCUAAGACGAAAUUUUUAUUUAAAUUUUUAUUAUAUAAAUUAAUCAUAAUAUAACUGCUAUAAUUGUAACGUGUUGAUUGAUGUAUCUAUAUUUAAUGAUUUAUUGAUAAUUCGCCGAGUCAGGCCCCGCCCACAACUGCAACGUCUAUUUGUGCUUUUUGUAGGCGAAUUCCGCGAGCUUCGGCCUCCGAAAAAUUUUCUCUAUACCCUACCACUGUAUAAUUAUAAUAUAACUGCUAGUAUUGUAACAUGUUGAUUGAUUUUUUUUAUAUUCAAUAAUUAGUUGCUAAUUCGCCAAGUUUGGCCCCGCCCAUUGGUGGGAUUCAAAUGAUUUGUCAGCCAGUUCCAUCACAAAAGUCAUAUUUUUCGGCCGGUUCUGUUACAAAAAGACAUAUCUUUUUAGCAAAUAAACUGAUCAUUUUUAUUUAAUACCUAACUAACAUUUCAAAAUAAUGGUUAAGCAUCAUAAUGUCAAAAUUACCAUCAAAAUGUUUGAUGAUGUUGGGGAUUGUCUACAUUGCUGCUCGUUGAUAAUGAACCUAAAACCUGAAGGUAAACAUUUUGAAAAAAAAACACAUUAGCUACUGGAUCUUAAAAAUCGGUGUGUCAGAUAAGGUGCAAAAAUCCAUUGACAGUAUCCAGUAAUGCUAACCGGUUUGAUGAUCUCAUAAAAUUCCGUGAGACGGUUCUAUAGAACCGGUGCGAACCGGCUGAAUCCCACCAUUGGCCUCGCCCACAACUGCAACGUCUAUUUGUGCUUCUUGUAGACGAAUUGCGCGACCCUUGGCUCCAGGAAAGUUUUCUCUAUUAUAGCUUGUCAUUGUAAAAUGUUUAUUCUAUUUUGAGUGUUUUUGUGAAUUUGCGUUUACCAACAUGGUUUACAUGUUCGUAACCAUCAUUUUGAUUCCUAAUAUUUACCAAUUUAAAUGUCACUCAAAAUCACUGAUGGCUAGUUUAUCGCAUGUUUUUCGAAACUAACUCGUGAUUACCGCAACUCAAGUAAGUUUUUCAGAAGACAGAAUAUUCAUGGAGUUGUUUGAUUUAUACCUAAAAUUCAAAGCACCGCUUAAAAAUUGACCAAUAAUUAGUAAAACAACAAAAACGGGCCAAUGUUUAAACAAUGUCUGAGCGACUUAUAGAAUUUCCAUCGGUACGUCACCAUUGACAUCUUGCUUAUUGGCUAAGGUUAAGGAACUGGUAAGAAAGUUGAUACUUAGGGAAGUCAUCCUUUGGUUCCAACAUUCUCGUUGAUAAUACAGACAAUCCAAGUCUUUAAAAUGGUAUCAAUAUGACAGGUCUUAUCCCGGGAAUUAAGAAUGCCGAUGCGGCAUUAAUUCUAUCUUUGUGAUCAUAUUUAAAAUUGUAA
Molecule: messenger RNA, 3861 nt
Organism: Styela clava
Lineage: Eukaryota; Metazoa; Chordata; Ascidiacea; Stolidobranchia; Styelidae
Product: GLIPR1-like protein 1
Cellular component (GO): extracellular region
Source: RefSeq, a predicted model, not a curated record